This is a messenger RNA of Trachemys scripta elegans, 1616 nucleotides long. It is a transcript of the gene TMEM25, whose product is annotated as transmembrane protein 25. The record is from RefSeq and is a predicted model, not a curated record. Gene Ontology annotation, biological process: negative regulation of excitatory postsynaptic potential. The transcript has 9 exons. Bases 148 to 1263 code for a protein of 371 amino acids. Lineage: Eukaryota; Metazoa; Chordata; Testudines; Emydidae.
UCCGCGAGCUCCGGGCAGCUGCCGCCGGGCCGGGCCGCGCCGCGCCGUGGGGCCGCCCUGCCGGGAUGGGCGGGACGCUGCCCGCGGCCCCUGCCGCGCCCCCAGCGCUGGGGCACUGGUGAAACUGGGGACCCGAACAGAGCAUAGAUGGGGCUCGCCAGGAACCUGGCCGGCUGCGGUGCCGCCCUCUCCCACCUGCUGCUGCUGCUCCACAUUGAGGUGCUGGUGCAUUCAGGGCUGGGGGAACCAGAUCCCAAGAUUAACGGGCAGUCACUGUUGGUGAGCACCAUGCAGGAGGAUGAGAGCCGGGACUUCACCUGCCAGGUGGACAGCUGGCAGGCCGUGCCCAUGCUCACCUGGUACCUGAAUGGCAAGAAGCAGGAGACCAAUGGUUCCACAGUGUUGACCACCUUGGCGGAGGCCUUUGAGCAGAGCUCCAGCACUUUCACAGUGACGGCGCAGCGCACAGACAGGGAACUGAACUGCUCACUGACAGACCCGGCCUCUGGCAAGACCUCCAACGCCUCGGUGCUCCUCAACGUGCAGUUUAAACCAGAGAUCAUGACGAUGAACGCCAAGUACCAGGAGGCCAAGGACCCGGGUCUCCUCAUGGUUCUCUUUGUCCUGGUGCGGGCCAACCCCCCAGCCAGCAUCACCUGGAUAGACCAGGAUGGGCAGGUGAUGGUGAAUACGUCUGACUUCCUCAUCCUGGACACCAAGAGCUACCCCUGGCUGACCAACCAUACCGUGCAGGUGCAGCUCAGCAGUGUGGCCAAGAACUUCUCUUUCACCGCAGCCAACAAUGUGGGCAUCACCAACUCCUCCAUCCUGCCGCCGGGUCUCCUGGAUACCCGUGUGGAGCUGCCCCUCCUGGCCAUCAUCGUUGGAGGAGCCUUGGCACUGGGGACUCUCGUCUGCCUCAACACCCUCAUCAUUUGUGUCGUCUGGAGGAAGGGGAAGAAGGCGUCAGGGCUCUCUGGACCUACACCGCCGCCUCCGAGCGAUUCCAACAACCUGAAGCUGAACAGCGUGCGACUGCCACGAGAGAACAUGUCCCUCCCAUCCAACCUGCAGCUCAAUGACCUCACACAGGAGGCCAAAGCCAGCCGUGGAGACGCAGGAAUCCAGACUGAGCGGAAGGACGAUGCCCUAUCAGAGCCAGAGAACAGCCUGGGCCUUGGUAAUAGAGGUUUCGGCCGGUUCCCGAUGGUUGGGAACAUUUACAAAGUGUCCAGCAUGAGCAGUGAUGAGAUAUGGCUGUGAAUGUGUAGGCAGGACACUCCUGUGGGGGUCCAGGGUCUCCCUCAGUCUCCUGGGAUGAGUCCACUGAUCCAUCAGCACUGCAGACCCAUCCAGGAGCUGCUGUUCUCCCCAGGAUCCCAGACUACAGCAGCCAGCUCAGAACAAGCUCUCCGUGUAACCACCACCAGAACUCCAGGUGAGAAAGUUCCUGUGCCGGCAGGUCUUCCACACCAUCCUACCCCAAGGAUCUCUGGGCUCUUCUGCUCUUGCACUUGAGUAGGUUAGCUAGUCUCACCUAAAACAGCAUGGAGUCUGAUUUUUAAGAACUCUCCAGUGUGCUGGGGGGCAGGUGGAGCACCAAGAGUGGGAAUCGC